Messenger RNA from Carassius gibelio (silver crucian carp), 5185 nucleotides. It is a transcript of the gene ptger2b, whose product is annotated as prostaglandin E receptor 2b (subtype EP2). Gene Ontology annotation, molecular function: prostaglandin E receptor activity. Gene Ontology annotation, cellular component: plasma membrane. Gene Ontology annotation, biological process: adenylate cyclase-activating G protein-coupled receptor signaling pathway; cellular response to prostaglandin E stimulus; positive regulation of cytosolic calcium ion concentration. The record is from RefSeq and is a predicted model, not a curated record. The transcript is spliced from 2 exons. The coding region runs from base 123 to 1208 and encodes 361 amino acids. Lineage: Eukaryota; Metazoa; Chordata; Actinopteri; Cypriniformes; Cyprinidae.
GUUCAUGGGCUGUGCGUAAAAGUUCGGCUUCACUAUAAGUAUGGAUCCUAAUUCUUCUCUGCUGUGAUAUUUGGUUUUCUUUAAAUUAAAAUUUACUCCCCAGAAAAAAAUAAAAUAAAAAGAUGGCUCAAAAUCUUAGUUCCGAUUGCCAUGAGCAGUCCACUGUCUCUGGUGGAUCUCCUACAACAACUGCGUUCAUGUUUUCCGCCGGCGUCCUUGGGAACGUGGUGGCCUUAAUUCUGUUGGAAAUACGGCGGAGGAAGCAAUCCGCAUCCUUGUUCCAAGUCCUGGUCACAUCUUUGGUGUUCACGGAUUUGCUCGGGACUUUCUCCGUCAGUCCCGUGGUUUUAACCGCGUACUUGAGAAAUGAAUCUUUGCUCGGGAUGAGUGAAAACCGUUUGGUUUGCGGACACUUUGGAUUCUCCAUGACUUUUUUCAGUCUGGUCACUCUCGCCAUUCUCCUCUUCAUGGCAGUGGAGCGCUGGCUCUCCAUCGGACAUCCUUACUGUUACGAGAAGCGCAUGAGUAAACGCUGCGGGUACAUCACCAUCGCGCUCAUAUACCUGGUGUGCGCUCUUUUCAGCGGCACACCUUUCCUCGGAUUUGGGAAGUUUGUUCAGCACUGUCCCGGAACGUGGUGCUUCAUUGAGACGCACACGUCUGCGACAAAGCACAAAGUGUUCAAUAUCAUCUACGCGUCUUGUUUGCUCCUCAUGAUAGUGUUCACGGUUUUGUGCAACGCGUCCGUCAUCUAUCAUCUUUCCCUCAUGUACCGAAGACGCAAGGCGCACCGGGGCUCCGUCCCGCGGCAGAGAGGACUCAAGAAGCCUCGGUCCAUCGCGAAGGAGGUUGAACAUCUGGUGCUGCUCGGGGUCAUGACAAUGGCGUUCGUCAUCUGCUCUCUUCCUCUCGUGAUUCAAGUGUACUUCAACACUUGCUGCAAAGAAGCUCAUCAGAAAUAUGAUCGCAUACCCCUUCUUUUAGUAUCGGCCAACCCCAUCAUAGACCCCUGGGUCUUCAUCAUCCUCAGUCCCCCAAUACCUCGUCUCCUCUGGGACAAGAUGUGCAAGAAGACACAGUUCAAACCCACGCAGGAGAAGGUCCAUAGCAUCUCUCCCGUCCUGUAUCAGUCAAAGCCACAUGGAGAUUCAGAAGGAGGCAGCGCGGUGGAAGUAUACACAGGGAUUCCUGGAACUGCUGGCUCCUGAUCUCUAAAGCCUCUUUUUGUUUGGGAAAGAUUGUGGAGUGAUUGCUCACUCAUAUAAUGAAAAUAACAGAGACUGAAGAUCCACGUCACUGGAUAACUGACCAGAUAGAUCUAAGACCUGAGGAUGAAAACGAUGGGUGCUGCUGCAUCUAUAACAUCAUGGAGAAUAUAACAGGGUAUAUACUCUUUUUUUUUAGCAAAGUAAACUUAUUUAUUGCCUUUAUUUAUGGAGAUUAAAACAUUUUUGUACAUCGGAAGGAAAAUAAGUGUUUCUUUAUCAGCAGGAAAUCUAAUGGUAAAUCGAAAUAAAUAUUUACAGGCUGAAAUGAAGAGCUGUAUACUUCCUGUUUCAACUUCGUGGGGAAUGCGGUUGACAUUCUUUGUGUGGCUUCACGCCAUAUCAGUUUUGCUUUCUGCGUUCUUUUGCAAAUGUAUGCAGGACUGAAUCAUGUCAUAGUAAGUCGGUUCAUUUUGAAAGAGCUCAACAGCUUGACUGAACGUUGCAAAAGUCCCAUGACUGAAGACAGUCAUUUAGAGGGAAGAUGAAGCAGACUGAACUGAGGAAAUCAACAUGUUUGGAUCAGUCUGUUUAGCAAUGUCUUGAUGAUAUUGAUAUUUACACUGUGAAUAUAUUGAGGUUACAAGAUGGUUUUAAAGUAAUGCAAUAGUCAGGAAAUCUCAGUAUUGAUAAAAUCACCAUGUUACAUGCACGAUAAACACAACACAUUUUGUUUUCUUGGUGUUGGUAGAUUUUCAUUCAUGCAUUUGGCAGAUGCUUUCAUUCAAAGAGCCAACAACAUUUGUAAUGCACAAUUUAUGCUUUAUUAGACAAAUGGAUAAGGAUAAUAUGAUGGCCUUCUUAGAAAUCCUAAACAAAUUCUUUACAGUUAUAUUCAGACCUAUAUAGAAAUAUAAAUGUCUGUUGUAAUAUGAGGAAAAGUAGUUUCUAUGUAGUUAUUAAAAGUGUAACAUCAUCAGUUUGAUAAAGAGCUAUGGAAUAAUUUUGAGAAAUAAAACACAGCCAUACAAAUGGAAAUACAAACCAAUUGACUCCAAUGUUGUUUGGUUCCUCAACAUUCUUCAAAUAUCUUCUUUUGUGUUCUGCAGUAGAAAGACAGGUUAGGACCAUAAAAGAUGACAGAUUUCUUAUUUUUAAAUGGACUUUACCUUUAUAAGCAUUUUAGUGAUAAUUUCUGAUUCAUUUUAAAGUGCAAAUGUUUGAAACCAUAGACGUUAUGGGAUUAUUUAGUCCCACACUCUUAAAAUAAGCUUUCAAAAAGGUUUGCAAUGAAACAACCAUUGUAUGUUGUAUGAACAGUCUUUAAAAUAACAAUUUCUUUCUAAAUAAAUAAAUACUUUUCUUUAAUAAUCUGAAGAACGGUUUCCCACAAUAAAGAACCCUGAAAGAUUACAAUGAUGAACCAUCAAUGCCAACAACGAUCCUUUAUUUUUAAAGGGAUAUUCCACCCCAACAUGACAAUUUUGUCAUAAAUCACUUACCCCCAUGUCGUUAAAAACCCGUAAAAGCUUUGUUCAUCUUCAGAACACAAUUUAAGAUGUUUUGGAUGAACACGGGUUAUGCAAAUCUUCCCACGUCGUGAUGUAGAGAUGUUGAACGAGCCGUUUUAGGGGGGAGUGUUUGACUCUUAACUUUUAUAAUACAUAUCUCUUUGGAUUUGAGAGUUUAGUCUUUGCAACUUUACAGAUCUUCUUUAUGCGCCAAGAGCUUGUAACACUCCAAAGAGAAAGGAAAACUUGAAAUUGCAUCAUAAGACCCCUUUUAAGAGUGGCUGUCUCUAGAACACUUGAAAGCAGUAAUGUUUAUCGACAGGAUCACUGGAAAUGUUCAUUCUGCCUCUUGAGCAACACUAUUACUCUUUUAUGACCCCUAAUCAGAUGAAUGUAUAGCUCUAGAUGCGGAGUUGAGUCUAGCAGAUCUUUGAGUCAUCAUACAUGACCUUUCACAGUAUAACUUGACAGAAUGUCAUUUUAAUGGCAGUGAUUGAUUCUUUCCAUCAGUUCACUUCCUCUAGUGGUUUUGGUUUUAUAGUUUUCACAUGCAGAACUUGGCAUUCAUCUCCAGAACUAUGACAGAUAUUCUCUGAAAAGGCACUUUCUGGUUUAUGAGAAUUAAUUCCAUUACAGUGACAGAAUCAAACUUGCACAUCUGCUAUUUUACAGCCACUGUUAUGCUUUGUCGACUAAAUAAUGACCUGGGAAACGCAGAGGUUGCUUAAGCGGUUCUGUUGUUUCCCACAAUACACAUCAGCUUGCGUCUAAAACACAUGUUAUUCAUUGCAGGUAAUUUCCUGAUUUGAGUUUAAUCUUUUCUGCAUGUUGUUUUUUGUUUCAUUUUUUAUUGCAAUAGUGAAACAGUGACUCUCAGACUAAUGAAAAAGUAAUGGGUGUCCUGUUGUAUUCCCAAACAUUUAGAAAAUAUGCCCACACUGUGCUGAUACUGAAACCAAAAAAAUGUGAAAAAUAAAAACAAAUACAAAAUAAACAAGUGGUAAGUAAGCGUUUAUUUAUUUAUUGUGAAACUUUUUACAAACAUACUAAAUGAGAAACACAUUUAAGACAUUUUAAAAUGAUAAACAAGUUAAAGACAAAUUUAACAACAGCCAAGCCUUUAUGGAGGAGAAAAUAAAUAAAUAAAUGAAUAAAUAUUAAAUUGUAAAUAUGGUUCAGUUCAUGUUAUGAGUUAAAUAUACAUUAAGGCUGCCACAAAGUCAUUAUUAAACGUUUGAGAUGAAGUUUGCGAGGGUGUUUCAGUGAGAAAACGUCAGAUGGAAUGAAUGUAAUAAGAUGUAACAUCUGUAUUGAUGAUACAUUUAUUGAAAUUUUUUCACAAUAAAACUUAAGGAGCAAAUACAAAAUACAACAGUAUUGUAAAAGAAUUGAAUGAUAGGAUAUAUAACAAUUCAAUUAACAGCACUUAAUAAAUAAAUAAAUCAAUCAAAGCAAACACGGACUGAAACACAUUCUUCAUUUAUCAUUUUAGUUUAAAAAUCUUGCUGAAAUGGUCGCCAUCUUGCAAUCAUUAAAUUCAUAAUUACAAAUUUACCACGAGAAAUUGAAUGCACCAACAAACUCAGCACUAAAGCACACUAGAUGUAUGCAAAUGCAUUAUUUCAAGGAUUAUAUCUACUUAUUUAUUACUGAGAUUUCCUUUAAAAAAUAAAAAUAAACAAGAAUGGUACAAUACAUUCUUAGCUUCACCAAAGUACUCUUUGAACAUAGUGAAAUAAUGGUGUAUAUAUUUUUAUUAACUAACAAUUUUUUUUUUUGUCUUUGCUUUUUGACGUCGUCUUUCUCUCUGUGUGGCUCCAGAAGUCAUUAACAUCCUCCAAUGCACUGUGAUCACACUGAGACAGGGCUAGUGUUCUGAAGAGCAUGUGUUGUCAUAUGACUCAUUCACACGAACUGAGGAAAUAUCACCUCAAAAUGCAAAAACAACACUGAUUAAAGAUUGCAUGACAGCAGUACACACUGAAUAACGACCUGUUGAAAGGUAUAGCCAAAAAAAAAAAAAAAAAAUCCAUUUAGUAACUGUGAAAUAUUCUAGAAUUAAGAGAAGAGGUUUCUGUAACCCAAAUUGAAUUUGUGCUCACAGAACUCCACGCAAAGCUCUAAAGACUUUCACCGAAUUUAAACAUGCGUCAUUAAACAAGUGUGUUUGCUUCUGAAAUGUGUUGACCUUUAUUGCACUCUCAAGUAAACAGUAGCUUUAUCAGCAAUGUUUUUUUUUUGCAUUAAUCUCAGAUUUCCACCAAAAUUAUUACAAGUUAAAAUAACUGAUUGGUUUUUAAAUUGAAUCAUAAAAUGUUUUAAAUAGUUACAUUUAAAUAUAAUUGUUAGAUCAAAUCCUGGUUGAGCUUUACAAAAUGACUGAUCCCUUUGUUUACUAGCUAUUUAAACCAUGAUAUGUCAAAUUAUCUUACAGUGGGCUAUAUUAUGUAAAAUAAAUAACUGCAGUAU